GCAAAAGAGAGAGAAUUAAAAAAGCAAAAAGCUUUGGGGAAAGCGAUCAAGCAGGACCAACAAGCAUGCUCUUCCACUUCUAAGACGAGUGAAAAGAAGAAUUUAAAGCUUUGGGAUUAGGAAGAUGAAAUGCAAAGGACCCAGAGACUCCAUCUGGCGAGAAGAAAAGGAUGGCUAGUCAAAUGACGAAAAUGUACCAUCCAAAUGCUGUAGAGAAGUCGUGGUAUGAGUGGUGGGAGAAAAUGGGGUUCUUCUUGGCAGAUGCUAACAGCUCCAAACCUCCAUUUGUGAUUGUGUUGCCACCCCCGAAUGUGACUGGUACCCUUCACAUAGGCCAUGCUCUUACUGCUGCUAUUGAGGACACUAUCAUUCGUUGGAGGAGAAUGUCCGGUUACAAUACGAUUUGGGUUCCUGGAAUGGAUCACGCCGGAAUAGCAACACAGCUCUCCCUCUCUCCCUCGUAAGCGUUUUGCCGCGCCGCC
Molecule: messenger RNA, 482 nt
Organism: Prunus dulcis (almond)
Lineage: Eukaryota; Viridiplantae; Streptophyta; Magnoliopsida; Rosales; Rosaceae
Product: valine--tRNA ligase, mitochondrial 1-like
Exons: 6
Coding region: 171-464 (97 amino acids)
Biological process (GO): valyl-tRNA aminoacylation
Cellular component (GO): cytosol
Molecular function (GO): valine-tRNA ligase activity; ATP binding
Source: RefSeq, a predicted model, not a curated record